Messenger RNA from Nilaparvata lugens (brown planthopper), 1699 nucleotides. RefSeq lists its product as uncharacterized. The record is from RefSeq and is a predicted model, not a curated record. The coding region runs from base 39 to 1367 and encodes 442 amino acids. Lineage: Eukaryota; Metazoa; Arthropoda; Insecta; Hemiptera; Delphacidae. The transcript has 2 exons.
AGUUACAGAAAGAGAUAGACGAAGUAAACAAGGGGAUAAUGGUAAUGCAGAAGAAGGAAAUGCAAGGGGGAGAGAUGAGUGAGAAGUUUAAGAAGAAAGAGAUAAAGUUGGAUGGAUUUGAGAGUAGUCUACAGGUGGCUACAAAUAAGUUCAACGAUCUGCUAAUGGUGUCUGAGAAAUAUCGUAAAAAGAUAAAUUUGUUACUAGAGGAACGUAAGAUAUUUCAUGCCAAGUAUAUGCAGCUUUAUAAGCAGUUGCUGGAGGGGAAACAAACCAUGUUAGAUAUUGUGGAACAGGCCACAAAAGUUUGUGAUCAAAAAGAGGAGGCAAGUAGAAAAUUGAUUAGAUUACAGAGGAAGAAAGCGGAGGAGGAGAGGAAUUACAACGAGUGUGUCCAGCAGUUACAAAAUGAGUUGGAUGAAAAUCGUGAGUUGGACCAGUUUUUGAAUGAGAAAAAUGAGCGGCUCCAGAAUGAUAACGAGGCGUAUGAAGAGAGAAAGAUGGAGAUGAUGCAUCGGUUGAAAGAGGAAUUUUUUGAGAAAUUCGGGAGGUAUUCAGAGAUGAUGAAUGAGAUGCGGGACCUGUACGGAGUGGAUGCCAAUGCGAUGAUUGAUAUUAGCUACAAAUCAGUUGAAGAAGACAUCAUGCAACUAGUCUGCUACAUCAACUUCCGCAACAGCCAACUCCUAGAGCUUCAGGACUCAAUCGCCGAGCUCAACCUCAGAAUCCUCGACCAGCAAGAGUUGCAAGAGCUCAACGAACUACAACAAGACAAAAUCCUCGAGGAGCUCCACGAGAACCUGGAGACCAAGAGGGCGGAGUGUGGGAAAGCGAUGGAAGACAAGAGAAGAAGCGAAUGGGUGUUGAAUCAACUGUUGACAGACCUGGAGAAAAUGUUCAUAGGUUAUAACUGUGACUCGAAACUGUUCUUCGAGAUGCUAGGGGAUAACGCGCAUGUGAACGUUUUCAACUACAAGACAUGUCUAGCUCAAAUCGAAAACCAAAUCCAUGAGUUUGUCUGUCUAGUUUAUUGUAAGGAGCUAGUUUGGAUACCAGAGUAUGAAGAUGAGACGGAAGCUGUGAUACAAGACGAUUACCAUCUCUUACUAUCAAAACGUUCUAUCAAUUAUUACACGGAUUCUCUGUCGCCUUGCCCCUUGUGCCAGGAGAUGAUUCAGUUGUCAAACAUAGAAGAGGAGAGUAGAGUGGUGGAGCUGGAUAAUUAUAUGGAGAUUCAGCGGGAAGAAACAAAGACAGCUAAUAGUCCGGCGGGGCAUGAGAUAUUGCACAAUUUGAGCAAAUGUCAGCUGCCCAGGUCGAGGGCUAUUAUGCAGGCGAAAUUUCAAGAACAGGAGGCCGGGUUGUAGGGUUGGUAGAGGAGAAAAUAAUGUUGGGUUCUAUUUAAUAAAAUUGUUUUUGCUUGUAAGUAUAUUAUGUUCUAUUGAUAAAAUUGUUUAUGUUUGUGAGUAUUUAUGUUCUAUUGAUAAAAUUGUUUAUGUUUGUGAGUAUUUAUGUUCUAUUGAUAAAAUUGUUUAUGUUUGUAAGUAUAUGUUCUAUUGAUGGAAUUGUUUUUGUUUGUGAGUAUAUGUUCUAUUAAUAAAAUUGUUUUUGUUUGUGAGUAUAAUGUUCUAUUGAUAAAAUUGUUUUUGUUUGUGAGUAUAAUAUGUUCUACUAAUUAUUGUUUAUGCUUGUGAGUAUA